Molecule: messenger RNA, 693 nt
Organism: Prorocentrum cordatum
Lineage: Eukaryota; Dinophyceae; Prorocentrales; Prorocentraceae
Source: the annotation of a GenBank genome assembly
AUGGGCCUUUCUCCCGCGCCCACGGUGUGCGGAGUCUGCUCCAUCACUGCUGCCGUGGAAGUGCUGUGUCUGGUGCAUCUCAUCGCGUGCAUAGCGAUUCUGACGUCGGUCUCCUCGGUCCAGAUUGCCACGUGGGGCGGCUUGUAUGUUUCCCCGAGUCUCCAGUGUGCGGUCGGUGCGUGGUGCCUCAUCGGAAUCCCCGUCAUCAUACAUGCGGGUGUGGGUGCCAUCUACCGCGUCGAGUCGAACAUGAUGCCUUACAUGUUGUACCUCGCAGGCAGCUUUGUGGCGUUUGCUGUCUGGGUCUUCCUGCUGUUCUCGUACGGCUUCUCCUGCUCGACGACCUCGGCCAUCUCUUCCUCCGAAGUCGCCUCACUGGACUGCUCCAUCAGCAACAUAUCGGCCAUCUUCGGGUACCUCGCGUCAAUCGGGGCCCUGGGGUUCGCCGUCUACCUGGUGUGGUCGAUGAAGGAGUUCAUACGCGUUCGACAGGAGACUGAGCUCAUCAGGUACCAGGAGCCGUGGCAGGUUGUCCAGUCCCUGGCUGACGAGCAGGCCGUUCUGCAGGCGAACAUGAUGAAGGAGGCGACGACCAGGGCGCGCGCGCCCCUGCAGCAGAGCGGCUUCGCUGGGAGCCUGCAGUCCGCGUCGGCGCAGCAGGGCGGCCCUUACGGCCAGGCCGGGCGCUACUGA